GCAGACCCUGGAAGACUCGGCGGCCGGAGAGGCAGGCUGUUCCCCGCAGCUCCCGGCGCUUCCAGGCAGCCCUCCGAGCGGAACCAGAGGCCCGACCCGCCCUCCCCAGCCCCGAGCCAUGAUGAAGACCCUGUCCAGCGGGAACUGCACGUUCAGCGUGCCCGCCAAGAACUCGUACCGCAUGGUGGUGCUGGGCGCCUCCCGGGUGGGCAAGAGCUCCAUUGUCUCUCGCUUCCUCAACGGCCGCUUCGAGGACCAGUACACGCCCACCAUCGAGGACUUCCACCGGAAGGUCUACAACAUCCGCGGCGACAUGUACCAGCUGGACAUCCUGGACACGUCCGGCAACCACCCCUUCCCUGCCAUGCGCAGGCUCUCCAUCCUCACAGGGGACGUCUUCAUCCUGGUGUUCAGCCUGGACAGCCGGGAGUCCUUCGACGAGGUCAAGCGCCUGCAGAAGCAGAUCCUGGAGGUCAAGUCCUGCCUGAAGAACAAGACCAAGGAGGCGGCGGAGCUGCCCAUGGUCAUCUGCGGCAACAAGAACGACCACAGCGAGCUGUGCCGCCAGGUGCCCGCCACCGAGGCCGAGCUGCUGGUGUCGGGCGACGAGAACUGCGCCUACUUCGAGGUGUCGGCCAAGAAGAACACCAACGUGGACGAGAUGUUCUACGUGCUCUUCAGCAUGGCCAAGCUGCCCCACGAGAUGAGCCCCGCCCUGCACCGGAAGAUCUCCGUGCAGUACGGCGACACCUUCCACCCCAGGCCCUUCUGCAUGCGCCGCGUCAAGGAGACGGACGCCUACGGCAUGGUCUCGCCCUUCGCCCGCCGCCCCAGCGUCAACAGUGACCUCAAGUACAUCAAGGCCAAGGUCCUCCGGGAGGGCCAGGCCCGGGAGCGGGACAAGUGCACCAUCCAGUGAGCGGGAGGGACGCCGGGGUGGGGCUCGGGCAGGGCCUUGUGGGAGGCGGCCCGGAUGCCCGCACCCCCCAAGAGACCCCCAAUGGCAGUCGUUGGCGCCAGACUGGAGGACCCCAGCCUGGAACCUCUGAACCUUCUCUUGCCUUCCUGCCUCCGCCCUCUGAUUCCACGGAUCCCCCUGGUCCCAGCUCCGCCGGGCGGGGACGGAUCUCCGCAAGCAGGAGACGAGGCUGGGAGACAGCUGGACUGGAUGCAGGGACCCAAGUCGAGCCUUCCUGGCCUUGGGUCAUAAGAAACUCUGAUGCCAGAGGGGCCAGGACCCCUGCACCCCACAGGGCCUCCUGGGACGGCGCCAGGAUGAAAACAGCACCCAGAGCAGCCGGGAGAGCUCGGCUGUCCUGGCGUGAGACCCAGCUUGGCUCAGCUGGCAGCUAGGACAGCCCCUGCACUCCCAAUCCCGAAACUCUUGCCCUCUGGCUCAGCUGUUUCUACCCCUGCCCCCCACGUGGGCCCCGGCUGUCCGGGACCUCAAGCCAGGGGCAUCUGUGUGUGGAAGGGGGUGCAGCCACGUCUCUGGGGCCACGUCCGUCUCCAGGACCACCUGCCUCCCUCGCCUCCUCUCCCAGGUUCCCCCGUCUGCUGGUUUACUUUGUUGUUACAGCUGUUCUCACGUCGUGUGUAGCGUAGGAAUGGAAAUCCUUGUACUGUAAAAGCCUAGUGACCCCUCGUUGGCCAGGCCCCCACCCAGUUCACGUCCACUGCCUCCCCCGCGCCCCGACGGGGUCCCAUGGCCUGUCUGCAGCUGGACACUGCCCUCCAUCUGAGCUUUACAGUCCACACUCCCCCAGGCCGGGCUGGGCGUCUGGCCGCUUCUGCCCCAGCACCCUAAUCCCCCCGCGCCCACCCGAGCUAGUUCAGGACAGAGCUCCAUCUAGAACCAGGCUCUCCUCGGUGCUGGGGCCACUGUGUGCUGGAAACGGGGUGAGUGAUGCACUUUGUGACCCCAAGGCCAGGGCCUUCCCCAGGCCUGGCCUCUUUCCCCUCCCCUGCCCACCUCUGCCCACCCUGCUGUCCCACUGCCUUCCGCACACACACACAGCUGGCGGGAGGCUUGGAGGAGCAGCCGGGAGCCAGAGCCGAGCUGGAAGAAGCAGGUGUAAAGACUCCCAGUGGGUCUUUUUCUCGUGCUGGGGAUGGGGCGGUACUGGGUACCAGGCCUGCUGGGAUUUGAACCUCUAGACCAAACGCUCUUGUCAUCAGCUCUUAAAUACAGUUUGUACUUUAAUUUUCUGAAAAUAUUGAUGUUUAGGGCCACAAAGAACCUUAAUAAUCACCUAGUGACUCUUUCCAAGGCCCAGAGAGGGUAAGCAACUUGCCCGAGGUCACACAGCAAGUCAGAGUGGCAGACGCAGGGCUAGAUCUGGGCAUUCAGCACACACCAUGAUGUGUGUCCUCUCCUCAUGCUGCCUCUGAGGCUCCUGUGGAUUCGGUGUACAUUGUGCCCACAUAGGCAGUGUACACACCUGCGAACACACAUACACACAAGCCCUAGCCUCGGCUCUGCACACCCUCCGCCCGCGCCCUGGCCCCUGCUGCUCACUGCAGCAGUCCUGACCUGCAUCUGUGCCCCUGCCCAUCCUGCCCCGACCCUUCCGAUACCUUGGCCAGGACAGGUGUGCGGCCUGGCCUCACCCAGAUCUCUGUAUCCUCUCUAAUAUUAAAGUGGGUUUGUUUCUAA
Myotis davidii is the source of this 2656-nucleotide messenger RNA. It is a transcript of the gene RASD2, whose product is annotated as RASD family member 2. Bases 119 to 919 code for a protein of 266 amino acids. The transcript is spliced from 3 exons. Gene Ontology annotation, molecular function: GTP binding; GTPase activity. The record is from RefSeq and is a predicted model, not a curated record. Lineage: Eukaryota; Metazoa; Chordata; Mammalia; Chiroptera; Vespertilionidae.